This is a messenger RNA of Sordaria macrospora k-hell, 2901 nucleotides long. RefSeq lists its product as uncharacterized. The record is from RefSeq and is a predicted model, not a curated record. Lineage: Eukaryota; Fungi; Ascomycota; Sordariomycetes; Sordariales; Sordariaceae. Gene Ontology annotation, biological process: mismatch repair. Gene Ontology annotation, cellular component: mismatch repair complex. Gene Ontology annotation, molecular function: ATP hydrolysis activity; ATP-dependent DNA damage sensor activity; ATP binding.
AUGUCAAUUCAACCACUCCCUGGGGACGUUGUCGCCCAGAUCAAGUCUUCAGCUGUUAUUACCUCCUUGAACGGGGUCGUUGAUGGCCUGCUUCGCAACUCGCUCGACGCCGGCGCAACCAAGAUCAACAUAUCUAUCGACUACAGCCGUGGAAACUGCUCUGUUGAAGACAAUGGGCUCGGGAUUCCUCCAGCCUGCUUUCGCGAAGAUGGCGGUCUCGGCAAGCUCUACUACACCUCGCGAUAUCCGCCAGACCCCGAUUUCCAUGGUAGACAUGGCCAGUUCCUAGCUUCUUUGGCAGCCCUGUCUCUGCUUUCCAUCUCUUCUCAUCACCAUGAACACCGCUCACAUAACGCCUUGACAAUUCACAACUCCCGAGUUGUCGCCCGCAAUACCCCUGCUCUCCCUGAAGAACGGUUUCUGGUCUUCCCAAGUGGAACGCGUGUUAUUGUUCGCAAUCUUUUCGGCUCCAUGCCCGUCCGCGUAAAGCAGAGGGCCACCGAAGUUGAACGACUGGGCACGGCUAAGACCCUUGACCAGCUCAUUCAUGUCAUUACUUCCCUCCUUCUUGCUUGGCCAAACCAGGUGAAUCUGUCCGUCCGAGACGCUGUUUCUCGACGUACUGUUACUCUUCGCACAUCCGGGAUGACCAGCCAGGUUCAAGACCGCCGGAACUCCGCCAACGUGCUGGUGCUGCGAGCCUCGAGCCUUUUUGCUCAAGCUUCGCUGACUGAUGAACAAGACUCCAAGUCAUGGGUUCCGGUUGGAGCCUCGGUACCUGGAGUUUCUGUGAGCGGCUGCUUCUGUCUAGUGCCAGUUGCAACGAGGCGAGUGCAGUUCAUGUCUUUGGGCAUCCAACCACUGUCAAACGAAAACGACUCCAACAUCCUGUACGAGGAGGUCAAUCGCGUGUUUGCGAACUCCGGGUUUGGCGUCAUCGAGGAAGCGACCCUCAACGAAAAGCAACCGAGGAGGAAAGAAGGGUUCACACUAAAAGAACUCAAACCAAGGAAGGGCAUUGAUCGAUGGCCCAUGUUCUUUCUUCGAAUCACCAUGGCUGGACAAGAGGGUUCUCUGAAUGCCGAUGACUUUCUAGAUGAAAGGCAACAGGACCUCUCGAUCAUCACCGACCUUCUUCAGGUGAUAGCCUACGAGUUCCUAAAGAAACACCAUUUCCGGCCCAAGUCUAUCAACGCCUUUGGGAGACUCAAAUCACCAAGGGGCUCAUCAGAUGAGGCCAGUGGUCUCAAGAGAUCUGUAUCUUCCUCAUCCUCACAGACAGCCUCCAGCUGUAACAAAAAGCACACACCUUCGGGAUUAGCGCGAUCAACCGUCAGCAGCUCGAGAGGAAGCUCAAGUAGCUGUCAAAUAGAAGAGGGCUCAGCGUCCCCAUUUACAUCGUGGUCACGCGUUAACUCGGGAUCCACACCUGAAUUACUACCAUCCAAGAGCUCCUCAAGUUCAAUCUUAUCUGCAGGCAAGACCGUCAAAUCUGCCAGCAUAUCCACACAAGACGGGGAAAUCGUCCCAUGGGCGCAAAACCCACUGUUUGACAGAGCGGGCAAGCUUAUACGAAAGCCGUUCGAGGAUGUCGAACCACCUCCAUCAAGCAAUAACCACCUCGCGUCACGGGGACCGAGUCGACAGUCUAGCCUGCCAUCAAUCCCGGGCAGCAGCAACACGGACAACUAUAUGGAGUGGGUAAAUCCCAUUACGAAUAUCAGAACGCUCAUAAACCCGCGGACAGGUUUUAUGAUUCGGUCGCAUUCUGUCCCUGGAACGAAACCUCGCGACACUCCAAAACCACGCCCAAAGGGGUCACCAUCUCGAACCUCUGCCGCAGCUCCAAAAAUUACCGCCUUCAAGCCUGUCGAAGCUCCCAUACCCCGUGUACCAGAGCUUUAUGAGUCUAUGGAGCAUGGCGCUCAUCAUAGCUGCAAUCAUCACUCUACGGGAGGAGUCAACGUAGAAACGGGCAACGGAGGGGCUUUGAUGACACUACAGGGCCGAAUCUCCAGAGAUGCCCUGCGUACGGCAACUGUCAUUGCACAAGUUGAUAAAAAGUUUAUCUUUGUCAAAUUGGCUCCCACAGAGGCAGAAAAGUUCUCCCCAAGGCCCGAUGUCGACAGAAGCGUCCUAGUCCUGGUCGAUCAGCACGCGGCUGACGAGCGAGUCCGCGUGGAAGAUUUGAUGAAAUCUUAUUUCACCAUAGCUCCUUCAUCGGGUGGCACCAAGUCGAACGAAAUCAUCGCCCAAACCCAAUCUCUUCAACGCCCUCUCCGCUUCGACCUAUCCAAGCAAGACGGGACCCUUCUUCUCAGAUACAAGCUACAUUUCGAAUACUGGGGCAUAUUUUAUGAGGUCUUUGCCGGCGAGGACCACUCGACGAGGUUCACCGUGGAAGUACAGUCGUUGCCGCCCAGCAUCUUGGAGCGGUGUCGGUUGGAGCCGCGUGUGCUGAUCGAGUUGCUUCGAAAGGAGGUAUGGAGGCUGAAUGACAACCUGGGCUUGGGCUUGUCCACAAGCCAUGGGAUUAGGGGUGCCCAAGAAGAGGGAGAGCGUGACUGGGUCGCUAGGUUCCAUGAUUGCCCAGAGGGUAUUUUGGAGCUAUUAAAUUCCAGGUCCUGCAGAAGCGCCAUCAUGUUCAACGACGAACUGUCCCUGGAGGAAUGCAAAAGCUUGGUCUUGCAGCUGGCCGAAUGUGCAUUCCCGUUUCAAUGCGCACAUGGGAGACCGUCCAUGGUUCCGCUUGUUGAUCUGGGUGCUGGGCUCGUUCCAAGGUCGGAUUUGACUAUUCCUGACGACUUUGGUAGGAGCCGCGGCGAGGGAAACCAAGGCAAGAACAAUUUGUGGUCUGAAUUGAAGGGCUGGAGACGAGAUAAGAUCAGAGAAGGCCGAUAA